CGGAAAAGUCUAAAGCGUCCUGCUCUUUUUUUUUCCUGCUAUAUAAACGGCGAAUGCUUGCGGGAUUGGGGCUUCCUUAGGUGCAGCAGCUCAAGCCUGGGCGCUAAUUCACUGUCAAAUCGCCGAGCAAAACUCGAGCAGCCUAUUGAAUUAUACCGGGCUCCACAAGAACUUUAUCAUCUUCUCGUCUCUCUGCCACACCAAGGUUCCCUACAACCCCCAACGACACUCUUCGCGGAUUAUUAUAAUCGCGAGGAGUCGCAAAAGCCAGAUAGUAAGCAAAACACAACGGACAGGAUGGGAAAGGGAAAGCGCCAGAGGGAGGACGUGGUAUCGCCGUCGUCAGCGGCCCCCCGAUGCGCCUCAGGCCCGCCUCGGCUCACCAGCAAGGCGGCGCGCAACCUCCUGCACGGGUUCGACGUCGACGGUGACGAGUCCAUGGAGUUCCUGACGUCGCUGAUCGCGUCCGAGACGGCGCCCCGCGGGGCCGUCGACGAGCUCUACGGCACCGGCCUGAUGGCGGCCGCCGAGGACUGGGAUCUCAUGCUGUGGUGCGCCGUCGCCAUGAAUAAGCAGCAGCAGCUGCUGCUGCGAGGGGACUUUUGCCGCGGCAUCGGCGACGACCGGCUGCUGCAGGGGAACAGCAACAUACACCUCUUUGCGUGCCUGGACGGGCUCCUCGGUGGAGAGCCGAGCUGCCUGCCGGAGGGUUCGCCGAUCGUCGUGAAAAAGGAGGCGCAAAGGAACUGGAAGCCGAGGGGAUCACGAACAAUAAAGCAAAAUGAUCCAGCACAGUCGCCCUACUGGACCGACGAACCGCAGCCCGUGGCCGAACCGCAGCCCAUGGCCGAACCGCAGCCCAAGAGGAUCAAGGUCGAGAUCAAGCGCGAGUUCGGCAAGCCCGAUGCCGCGCCUGACGGCAGCCCCAACGACACUGCACCAUCUGAGCCACCACAGGAGGCCACGAAAGAGAGCGACCUGAACCGAAACAAGCCAGCCUCGCCAUCGAAGUCGCCACCACCACCACCGCCGCCAACUACUCCCAGCGCCAAGAAGCGGGGAACGACAUCUCGACACUUUUGCGGCAGCAGCCCGACACUAGCAUCAGCAGCAUCAGCACGGCCCGUCGUCGGUCAGCAGACCGUGCUGCUCCAGGGCGACUCCGCCCCGAAGCAAGGCAUCACCCCGCGCCCACCAGGGGGGGCGGUGUCGGGCCUCCCGUUCCCGCCGCUCACGGCGGCGCGAUUCGGGCUGAUACAGGAAGAGGUCGCGCACGACCCGUUCCGGCUCCUGGUGGCGGUGCGGCUGCUGGUCAAGACGGCCGGGCGCGCCGCCAUACCCGUCUUUAGGGCGCUGUCGGACCGGUACCCGGCGGGCGCCGCUGACGUGGCGGCCGCCGACCCGGACGAGCUGCUGGGAAUGAUCCGCCACCUCGGCCUGGGCACCGUCCGGCGCCGGGCCAUACUGCGGCUCGCGCGCGCGUGGCUGCGCGACCCGCCGUCGAGGGGCGUGCGGUACGGCGUCAAGAACUACCCGCGGCGCGGGGACGGUGCGGACGUGAGGCUGGGUGAGAGGUUCGGGCCCGAGUAUGAUGAGCACGAUGAAGGGGAUGGCGAUGGCGAUGACGACGGAGAUGGCGAAGCGGCAGCUAGCCGCGGCGCGGGCUCGGCGUGGGAGAUUGGGCACAUGACGCAGGGCCCGUACGCGCUCGACUCGUGGCGCAUCUUCUGCCGCGACGAGCUCCUGGGUCGGGCGGCGGGCAAGGAGGAAGAGGAGAAGAGUUGUUCGUCGUUCCAGCCCGAGUGGAUGCGCGUGCGGCCGGCGGACAAGGAGCUGCGCGCCUACCUGCGCUGGAUGUGGAUGCGCGAGGGCUGGGACUGGGACCCCGACACGGGCGAGCGCGAGGUGCUGGCCGAGGAGCUGAGGAGGGCCGUGGACGAGGGGCGGGUCGGGUACGACGACCUCGGGCGGCUUCGUAUUGUUUCAUGAGUUUUUUUUCUUCUUUGCUCAAGCUGUCUCUCGCCUGCCUUGGGGUCUGGUCACGAGCCUAACCUUUCUCUCCAUGGCGUGCGUGGUCUCGAGACAGUGCUUGCCGCUAUUGCGUCGCACCGAAUUUGGGCUUGGAGACACAACCCCUUUUUGUGUCGGCAAACCAACCUUUUUGUCUUUUUAGAGUAGCG
This is a messenger RNA of Gaeumannomyces tritici R3-111a-1, 2180 nucleotides long. RefSeq lists its product as hypothetical. Gene Ontology annotation, cellular component: nucleus. Gene Ontology annotation, biological process: DNA repair. The coding region runs from base 298 to 1989 and encodes 563 amino acids. The transcript has a single exon. Gene Ontology annotation, molecular function: DNA binding; catalytic activity. Lineage: Eukaryota; Fungi; Ascomycota; Sordariomycetes; Magnaporthales; Magnaporthaceae. The record is from RefSeq and is a predicted model, not a curated record.